Rhododendron vialii is the source of this 829-nucleotide messenger RNA. Its product is annotated as RING-H2 finger protein ATL63. The transcript has a single exon. NCBI's taxonomy places the organism in Eukaryota, Viridiplantae, Streptophyta, Magnoliopsida, Ericales, Ericaceae. The record is from RefSeq and is a predicted model, not a curated record. The coding region runs from base 1 to 798 and encodes 265 amino acids.
AUGCUCAGUCCAACUCCAACCAUACAGGCCUUGAGAAAUCCGGCACAGAGGAGCACAUCAUCAUACGGCGGCGGAGGAGGAGGAGACCUCAUCUCCUCCGCCUUAGUAGCCUUACUCCUCGUCAUCGUCUUCGUCGCCUUACUCCACGUUUACGCCAAACUAUUCCUAACCCAACAAAACCAAUCUCCACCCAGGAUCAUCACAACACAAGUAUUCUCCGCAUCUCUCCUCUUGGCUCACACCCGUUUCCGUCGUCACCCCGAGAGUUACCCAACCAAGGGCUUGGAUUCUUCGGCAAUUGCUAAGAUACCCCUGUUCGUGUACCGGGAGGAGGAGAACCCGGAAGAAUUGGAAUGCGUUAUUUGCUUAACCGCGUUUGAAGGGGGAGAGAUCGGGAGGAAACUGGGAAAGUGCGGGCACGGGUUCCACGUGGACUGCAUCGACAUGUGGUUGGGGUCCCACUCGAGUUGUCCGACGUGUCGGGCUUUGGCGAGUGGGUCGACCCAGGGAAGCGAAGUUAGUUCGGAAGUGUCAAACGUUGCUGAUGCGAGUGGGGAUUCGGUGGGUGUAUCGGAAAUUGUGGUUGAGGUUCCGAGUUCCGGUGAUGCGAGGGUAGUGGGAGGGAUGGGCGGCGGCAGCGGUGGCGAUGCGUCGUUGGUUCGUUCGUCGGCGUCGCAAGCGGCGGCGGGGCUGGGCGGGUCGUUGAAGAGAAUGUUGAGGUGGAGUGUAUCUGGAAGGAAAAGUCGUUCGUUAUCCAAUGUUGUUGUAACUGAAUCAGACAAUCUAGAGAGAGAGUAGAGAGAUCAUCGUCCAUGGUCUUAACUUAAUU